UAAAAAAUAAUUUUUUCCACUUUUCCCCAAAAAACUUUUCAAUACUUAAUUACUCUUCAUUUAUUUCCCACACAUUUCCCAUCCAAUCUUUUUCGCUCCAAUUGUUUUUAACAAUUUCGCGCGCGCCUUCAAUUUAAUUCUCAAGUAUCAAGAAAGGAAAGGAAUAUACUUUAAUUCUUCCUAUUUUUUUCUAAAAUUAUUUUUCUAAAUUACUCAAUCUCGACUAAAUGUCGAGUGUUCCCCUUCCCCUUCCCUUUCCCUUCCCUUCCUUUCCCUUCCCCCUUUCUCACUUUCUUGAUGACAUAUCUUUAUCUAAAAUUAUUUUUUAUUGUUAUUCAUUCAUUUUUGUGAUGACCCCAUCAUUAUGUCCCCAAAAACAAAACAAAAAUUUUUUUGUGUGCAAUAAUGAAGUGGAGUGAAUAACUGGGAAUGGAAUUGAGGAAAAAGUAUUGAUGGGAGAAAUUAAUAGAAAUAAAAAUAAAUUCAGUUGCGCAAUGUUUUGGUAAUUUAUAAUUAAAAUACUCGAGAAAUGGUUUUUUGAAAGAUAAUAUUUUUAAAAUAAUGUUUAUAGGGGAAGACAUGG
This is a messenger RNA of Meloidogyne enterolobii, 583 nucleotides long. The record is from the annotation of a GenBank genome assembly. Lineage: Eukaryota; Metazoa; Nematoda; Chromadorea; Rhabditida; Meloidogynidae.